Messenger RNA from Synchiropus splendidus (mandarinfish), 2019 nucleotides. It is a transcript of the gene cldnk, whose product is annotated as claudin k. Bases 647 to 1294 code for a protein of 215 amino acids. Lineage: Eukaryota; Metazoa; Chordata; Actinopteri; Syngnathiformes; Callionymidae. The record is from RefSeq and is a predicted model, not a curated record. Gene Ontology annotation, molecular function: structural molecule activity. Gene Ontology annotation, biological process: bicellular tight junction assembly; cell adhesion. The transcript has 2 exons. Gene Ontology annotation, cellular component: bicellular tight junction; plasma membrane.
AUUUAUUUGUUUGAUUUUCUAUCAGAAGAACCACAUUUUUUUGUGAAAGAACCAAGGACUCUUGAAUGGAACUCCUGAACAAAAUGAAGGGCAGAAGAGAAGAAAAGAACAAGAGAAAAGAGAAAGUGGAUGAAAUGUGUCGCUGACUUGGAAGGAUUGGGAGAGAGGUUGACAAGGAGCGGGGCGGGACGGCCAAACACAACAGCGAGGCAUUGUGUCCGUACACCAGGCACCGGGAGACACACUCCAACACGUUUGUGCAUUCACACACUGACACGGCGAUGCACACACGCUUCUGCCCACUGCCACACAGGCUCGGCAUCGCGGAGGGUAGACCCAGCUCCAGUUCAGUCCCUGGUGCAGAAGCUGGACCACCUUCUGUUCUCAAACCCCAACACUCACAGCAGCUUCUUCGGGGGCCAUAUCUCAGGGCCAGGAAUCCACCACAUCCUCACCAAAGCAAGACACUUUCAGCUCUCACUUCUGGACCACAACAAAAGUGAGAACAUCCAAGGGGCUAUUUCAGGUUCUCUGCAGUGAAAGCCUCCUCAUAUCCAAGACGCCGGCGGUGGAGCUCUGUGUUUAGACUGACUUUGGAACUGUUUCCAGACAAGAUUUGACUCCAAGUGAAGCAACAUCCGUCACCAUGGCAACGACAGGGAUGCAGCUGCUGGGCCUGAUCAUGUCCAUUGUGGGUUGGGUGGCCGGGGCAGUGGUCUGUGCUCUUCCACUGUGGAGGGUGACAGCCUUCAUCGGCAACAACAUCGUGACGGCUCAGAUCAUAUGGGAAGGUCUCUGGAUGAAUUGCAUCGUGCAGAGCACCGGUCAGAUCCAGUGUAAGGUGUACGACAGCCUGCUGGCUCUGCCCAGCGACAUGCAGGCCGCCCGGGGGCUCACUGUCUUCUCCAUCUUGCUGUGCGGCCUUGGUCUGACCCUGGGGGUCCUGGGAGUCAAGUGCACCAAAUGCAUCGGCGUGAACAGCUUGAAGGCUCGCAUCGCCCGCGUUUCCGGUGCCCUCUUCGCCAUCGCCGGCUUCCUCUACCUCGUGCCGGUCUGCUGGACAGCCCACUCCAUCAUCAGGGAUUUCUACGACCCCCAUGUGGCGGCUCCGCACAAACGUGAACUUGGCCCGGCGCUCUACAUUGGCUGGGGCGCCUCCGCUCUACUCCUGAUCGGAGGAUCUCUGCUCUAUGCUGGGUCCAGCCCUCCUGGUCUCCCUGGUUCUCCCACCUACAGCAGCGGGGAGAGUAGCCCUCGUAGGGCUCCUGCGUCACAGGUCAAAGGCUACGUCUAAGACCCGACAAGUUUAAAGCUCUGACCAACCCUGUAUCUUGCCUUUCUGCUCUGUUGUAAUUAUUUUGUACUUAAUGUUUAUCGUGAUAGGCUGAAAAGGGUUUAUUAUUUCAUACAACAUCCACCAAUAACAUUUGUUUUGCUGUCUGUCUGUGAAGUCAUAAUAAAACAUAGUCUUCCCUUCAUUUCACUGAGAAAACAUGAGCACAUUUCAUGUAUGAUUAUGAUGAUUUGUAUUGUAUUUUGGGUCAAUUUAGUACGGAGAAACAGCACUUCCUUUCACUUCUCCAAAAACUGUUAGAGUUCAGCAUCACUUUCCAUUAGGAAUAAGUGGAAGAUAAAAGAACUGACAAAGUACAUCAAACAGGAAAUGGGUGAGAUGAUGCUCAAACUAUGCUGAAAUUCAAUAUAUAAAAUAAGAUUGGACUAAAUGGAGAAGUUCAAAAUGUUUUUUGUUCUUGUUUAGAAGAAAAGAUUGAAAACAAUCGAGUGGAGUUGUGUCCUUCGUGCACAAAGGAACAAUAGUGCGUGUGAUCUUCUGACUCCGCAGUACCAAGGACAAAACAUUCUUUUUCUCUCAUGAAGUGAAACACAUUGGAUCGCAUGAAUUAUCCAGCAAAACCUCAGUGUUCUCCACACCAUUUCCUUCUGUAGCGCAGGAAAAAAAGCUACGUUGGGGCAAAGCAGUCAUGUUAUGUUAAAGGAUUUAUGUUAUUAUUGGUCUUA